AUGGAAAUGCAGGACACGCCGAUGACCGUCCAACUGGGACGAGGAGCCAGGAUUCAACUGGCUAAUGCUGCAAUUGAGACUGGAAACACUGGAGCCACUAUUCACUUUGGUGGACUCGAAUUCUCAGCAGCUACUGCAAGAGAUGUAGCCGUCCCUGUAUACGACAUAAAUUCUGAAAAGCUUUCUGGAAGAUCCCACUCUAAAAGGACUGCUGCCAGAGGUGCUACUCAAGGAAGAACUUCUGUAUUCGAAAGACUAUCCCAACCUGAGACCCUUACUGCAAAGAGGGUUGUUCAUGGAAGGAAGGUUUCCGUGGUGACUGCAAACACCACCGCCCUGCCCAGAGAGCCUGUUGCACCUGGGAGGCAUGAUGCUGAAGCUUCCUCAUCUGGAGGAAGGCUCAACAGAAGGCAGAGGAGGAAGCGAAAUGCAGAGCUACGUGCUCAGCAGCUGACAGUACCAGUUCAUCCCUCCAAUCUGUCAGCACCAGAACCAGAGAUCAAUAUUCCCACUCGAAAUAAGUUCUCCAACCUGAGGUGGGUAAAGAGAAAUAGCUCUUCUGGUGAGCUCAAGAAAUCUUUUUGGGAGCGUCAGCUUGAAGUUCCAGCCCCUCAGAAGAUAAGAGAGCCCGAACGUCUGUCUGCCCGGGUACACCGUGUACUGAAGACAGUUAAGGAGAAGGGCUUAAUGAAAAAGAAGUUCCAGAGGCCACUGAUUGUUGAGGCUCGAAGAACUCCUCCAAGAGAUAGACUAUCAUCUGCUGUGAUAGUUGAAAGAAGGGAUUACCGACAACAAGUUCCACACGGUGAGCAUUGGGGCGUGACACCUGAACCAAAUGUUCGGGGAUCCACUGCCGAAAGGUCCCGGUGGAAGGGCAAACCAGUUUGGAGGCCGAAGCCUCGAAAGGAAAAGAUCUUUGAAGAAAAAGAUAGAUCAGGCAUGACAUCCGGAGCAGUCUCCCGGAGAUCCGCCCCUGCCAACAGAACUCGUCAGAAAUGGGUCCAAAAGAAGGCCCAUAAUGACGACAAUUAUAAUGACAGUCGACAUCCUGGAGAGUCUUCCAAGAGAUCCCGUCAUUCUCCUACUUCAACCAAAGAGGAUCUUCAUUUUGAUCGUAGUCCACGGGUUGAAGAAAUAGUCAUCGCAAAUCAAGAACCUGAAAUUCAGUGGCGCCGUCGCUUAGAAAUUCAGAUGCAAAAAGAUGAAGAAGACUAUGACGUUGAUGAUACUAUGAAAAUCGAGGUGGUUCGUAUGGUCAGACACGUCGAUGUUGAAGAGGAAGAAGGUGAUGAUGAUGAAGAAGACCAACAAUCACAGCCACACGUACGUACUUAUCGACGUCGCCACAGGGCUAGAUCCAUUGCCACCCGAAGUGCUCGCUCCUCAGAAGAAGGAGAUGAAGAAGAAGAGGUCAGAGAAAACCCUUUUGCUGGCGAAGAUAUUACACUCGCUGAAAUGAGAAAUCAAAUGAGGCGACAAAUGCGAAGAAAAGACAGAGAAAUCUCUCAGUUAAAUGAUAAAAUGACUGAGAUGAUGACUCAAAUGACGGCCAUGAUGGAAAUGAUGCAGAAGACCACUUCUGUGGGCCCUGCACCGGUUCAGCCCGUUAACCAAGCCGCCAAUUCUCAAAACCCUCAAGCGCCUCAAGCCUCAGGAGUGAAAGGUGUACUUGAAGGUGGCGAUAAAAAUGAUGACCCAACCCGCCAGCGCACUCCCCAAAAUGUGGCGAAUACCUCUGAACCUGUAACUGCAUCGCAGUUGGAAGGCUUAAUCAGCAAAAAGAUUAAGGCCAUUAUAGCUGCUGAACAGGCAGAGAAGUUGUUCAAAGCAACCUGUGGAAAUACAGGAGGUAAUAAUGCUCUGCUAUUCAGGCAAUUCGUGAGCAGCUUGAGUGGAACUGCUUUCGAAUGGUAUGCCGAACUGCCGAAUGAUUCACAGAAGACCUUCGCGAAGUUGGAGACCUUGUUCGUAAAAAGAUUCGCCAGUGCAACAGAGAAGACCACCAUUGCUGAUCUUGCCCUUGAUAAAAGGAGGAAAGAUGAAUCAGUGACGAGGUAUAUAACACGCUGGCGCAAUCUCAGUAUGAAGUGCGAGCAGCAGCUAGAGGAAGAACAUGCAGUUCAACUGUUGAUGGGAAACAUUGAUGAUAAAAUGCAACCCUUCUUAUGCAUGGCUUCUAUUACCACCUUCCAAGAUCUAUUGGAUAGGGUGGCUAAAUUUGAGAAGUUAAACUUAUCAAAGUCUGAAAGCUUCCCUGAUAAACCUAAAAAGGCUAAGGCGCCUGACGCCAGAAAGAAUGAGGUCUACUCUGCAUUCCCUUCCAGACCUGAUAAAGGUAAACGGGUAGUAUAUAAUGUAGACAAAGGAAAGCAGUCUAUGCAAUAUGAAGAAAAGCCAAAGCAGGCUUACAAUCCAAACCCUCAACCAAAGCUGGUUCUUGGAGGAAAUGAUAAACCUCGAGCCUUUCCUGGUGGAGGAGAGCGCCAGAGGAAGACUGCAGGAACUGGUGAUAGAACGUUCCCCUCCCUCAAGGAGAAAAUGAAUAGAGAAUAUUCAUUUAAGAGGGAGAGUGUCGCCAAGCUAUUCCGACAAGCACUCAAAGCUGGUCUAGAAUUGCCGGAAUGCAAAAGACCUGAAGAGUCUAAACACAGUGGCGACCCGAACUAUUGCCCGUAUCAUCGGGUAGUUAGCCAUCCGAUUGAAGAUUGUUAUGUCUUCAAAGAUUGGCUGGAAAAGCAAUAUAAAAUGGGAGAAUUGACAUUAUCAGAUAAUGUGUUAGUUCGUCCCAGAAAGGAAUCCACCCGGGUAGUCACGUCCUCUUCCGUAUUCCCGCUUAAAGAAAAAACGCAAGGACCUAUUCAAGAUGAUCAAUGGGAGACCGCGGUCUCCAAGAAGACAACUAAAAUGUUGAAACAGCUAGAAGGAGUGCCGGGUAUCAAGUGGAAGUCCCCUACUGAGCCG
Molecule: messenger RNA, 2961 nt
Organism: Dendrobium catenatum
Lineage: Eukaryota; Viridiplantae; Streptophyta; Magnoliopsida; Asparagales; Orchidaceae
Exons: 2
Source: RefSeq, a predicted model, not a curated record